Acaulospora morrowiae is the source of this 678-nucleotide messenger RNA. NCBI's taxonomy places the organism in Eukaryota, Fungi, Glomeromycota, Glomeromycetes, Diversisporales, Acaulosporaceae. The record is from the annotation of a GenBank genome assembly.
AUGUCCUCAAAACGCAGAAGUCAUAGUGCCCUAGAUGAAGACGACGACACUAAUAUUCGGAAAAAGAGGUUCGCGUCAUCAAAGACUUAUAAUAGACGUUCUUCGUCAAUCGAGCAUUCUGAAGAGAGGCGAUCGGAACACAAAAUAAAGUUCGAAGAUGGAGAAAUUAGAGACAGAAUAAAAAAAGAAAAAAUCGAUAAGGAAUAUUAUAAUGUUGACUCAAGAAGGGACAAUGAUGUAACAAAAACAGGAAAAAGAUAUUAUGAAUACGAUUAUCAAAGAGAAAGCGGAAAAAGUGAUCGCAGAGAAACUGAUGACGACCGUCGAAGGAGAAGUAGAAGUAAUAGUCACGAUAUAAGAUAUGACGGUCACCGAAGAAACACGAUAGAGGAGAAAGAAAAGGAUGAUUCCAAGAAACACAAAAAGUCUUCAAAGAAAUCAAAAAAAGAGAAAAAGAAAGAAUCGAAGCAUUCGGGAAAGGAGAGCGAGACAAUAUCGGAUAAAUUAUCAUAUAUUGAGCUAUCAGCUUAUUCAAAUGCUGAUAAUCCAUUUAACGAUAUAAAUCUUGGAGAAAAAUUUGACUGGACCAAAAAAAAGGAUCGGGAAAGAAAAUUAGGAAUAUCACCGGAAGAAGCUAUUCGCAGGGAAAAAGAACGUCGCGAAGAAACGCAGGCAUGA